UUAUCGAUACAUGGCGUUGUUUUGCGUCUUUGCAUCGUGUUCUUUUUGUUUGUAAGCAAAUUAUGGUGAUUUGUGGAAAUAUUUUGGCCAAGGACAACUACGAGCACUUUGUUUUGACCUGUGUGCACAGAAAUGAGUGCUACGUGGAGAUGGAAUUCGAGCGGUGGCGGGAUUUUAUCCUGCACAUCAAGGAGCACCGGGAGACGCAUUCAGAAGUGCAGGAGGAGAUGCCUGCUUCCGCUUGCAUCUCCUCCGACGAAAGCGAUGUCGGAACAUCUACAGCUAAGGUGUUCAUAGUGGAGGAGCCUUCGGAAGAUUGCCUAGCAGAGGACAUGUUCGUGGACCUGCCCGCUUCCUCCGAGGAUGAGAGCGUCGGCGAGGAGGAAGACGAUGUGGACGUGGACUGCCCCUCAAUGGCGGUUGACUGCGAACUCGGCACCAGCAAUUCCACUUACUUCGCACCCUUAUCUAAAUUUAAUCCCACUUUCUACCGACGGAGUCCACGAAUCACCCAGUUCAUCGAGCUGUACGAACAACAGACAUGCCUUUGGGAUCCGGCGGAUGAUUCGUACAAGAACAAGGAGAAACGCACAAAUGCCUACGAGGAGUUGCUGGAGCAAUUAAAGUCCACCGUGAACAUCCAUCUUACCACCUACAAGCUGAAGAAAUGCAUUGCAAGUCUACACGCCCAGUACGCGGCGAUUACGCGACAGAAAAAAACACAGAAGCUGACCAAGGUGCCACUAUAUUACCACGGCAAGUACGAUUUUUUGGCGGAGCGCGGAAGUCUGGAAGACAUAGACAGCGAUGAGGACGAUGGCGAUGGCAAGAUAAAGCUGGUGUUUACCGAGGAGAAUCGACUGACCACACUGUUUAUCGAGCUGUAUUCCAAAUUCCCUCAUCUUUACGAUCCAGCGCACAAGCACUUCUCCAAUUUGAGCGAACGUAAGUCAUCGCUCAUUGAGAUCACAGAUUUGUUGACUGCGGAGAUUUCCCUGGGCCUGAUCACCUACUACGAUGUGUACGAAAGUAUUCAGAGCAUGCGCCAAUGGUAUUCGCGACGUAUAAAAACCCUCACCGAUGUGCAAUCGGUAGGCCUCUCGCUGGCCGAGAAGCGGUACAUCGACAGGUGCAAGAGCUUCAUGCCCACUAAGACAUUCCGCCAGAAGCUCAAAUGUGAAGUUUGUGAGCACGCCUUCAGCACGGAUCACGCCCUGCAGGCGCAUCAAUUCCGGGAUCACAAGAUGGGCGAGGGCGGCUGGUUUAGGUGCACGUUGUGCGAGCUGAAUUUUGACCGAAGGUGCCACCUGCAGCAGCACAUCCAGCGAGUACACAUGAGCAAGGCAUUCGUCUGCGACAUCUGCAGUCGAAGCUUCGCUUUUGGCAACCAGCUGGCCUCCCACAAGCGAUCUCACGACGAGAAGCACGUGGCCAAGCCGUAUGUCUGCGAGUUUUGCGGAAAGUCGUUCAAGCAGAAAAUUCAAAUGACCACCCACGUGACUGCGGUACACACUAAAAUCCGGGCCUUCAAGUGCGACUUGUGCCCCAAGGACUUCCUGACCAAGCGCGACCUUAAGGACCACGUGAAGGCGCACUUGAACAUCCGCGACAAGGUGUGCGAGGUAUGCCAGAAGGCGUUUACAAAUGCUAACGCUCUGGUUAAACACCGGCACAUCCACAAGGAGAAGACGCUGCAGUGCUCUCUGUGCACCACCCGUUUCUCGGAGAGGGUUAGUUUGGGCGUCCAUAUGCGGCGCACCCACAAGAUCAUCAAGAGCACUCUAAAGGUGGCGGAGCCGGCCAACGACGCCCUAUUUGCACACACAUUCCCUCAGCCAUAAGUUGUUUCAAAUAAAUAAAAGACAUUUACAACAUGUAUUAUAAGUAGCUCUUAAUAUUAAAAACAAUAUGACUUUAUGAACAA
Messenger RNA from Drosophila rhopaloa, 1924 nucleotides. RefSeq names its product zinc finger protein 484 (gene az2). NCBI's taxonomy places the organism in Eukaryota, Metazoa, Arthropoda, Insecta, Diptera, Drosophilidae. The transcript has 3 exons. Bases 63 to 1841 code for a protein of 592 amino acids. The record is from RefSeq and is a predicted model, not a curated record.